CUCCACUGCCGGGAACGAAAUAACACAACGCCGAUAAUUCCCGAAGGAUGACUCAACUUCGUCGCGGAUACCAAUAAAACUUAAAAUUUGAACAAGACACGAAAAAAAAACAUAGUCUCCAUUAAAAUUGGAAGUUUUUGUUCGAGUUUCUUAUGAUUUAAAACAGUUGUCGCAUAUGCAAUUUAGCGAAUGAAACCCUAAAUUUUCAACUUCACGUUUAGAGAAAGAAUCGUUUCAUUCGGGCGUGAAUGAGAUUCAUGUAUAUGCAGUCGAGUGAAUAUUGAAAAAGAUUAAAAGAAGAAUAAGUGACGAAUCGAGGGAUCGAAGAUGAAACGCUGUAGACAGCGAAAAAGGUGCAACAUGGGAUGGGCACCUUCGUCGAAAAAAUUCAAGAGGCCGAAGACGAUAGAGAUGAUGACAAUGAAAGGAUGGAGGGCUCGAUGAGUAGAAUCUCUUGAAAACAAUAUGUUACACCGAUAAAAAACUGUUUUUAAAAUCUUCAAUCAUUAUCACGUUCUCGUUGGCUGUGACUUUAAACAAUAGAAUCUAGGUCUUUUUCUCAAACGACAAAAUGGGCAAUGGCAUGAACAAGGUCUUGCCGGGUCUUUACGUUGGCAAUUAUCGUGACAGUAAGGAUGCUGCACAAUUGGAGCGUUAUGAAAUCACUCACAUCCUUGCCAUUCAUGAUGCAGCACGUCGUCUUCAUUCUGACAAGCAUUACUUGUGCAUUUUAGCGGCAGAUACACCGGACCAAAAUUUAUCACAAUAUUUUUCUCUCUGCAAUGAUUUCAUUCAUGCAGCACGUCUUCGAGGAGGCAAUGUUUUAAUUCACUGUUUAGCCGGGAUGUCACGAAGUGUGACAGUUGCGGUCGCAUACAUCAUGAGUACCACUAAUUUAUCGUGGAAAGAUGCUCUUAAAGUGGUGAGAGUUGGACGAGCCGUGGCAAAUCCAAAUGUUGGAUUUCAACAACAACUCGAAGAUUUCGAAGCUAUUCGUCUUCAAGAGGAAAGGAGAAGGUUAAAAGAACGUUUUCCCAGUUUGGCUCUCGCCUCAACCGAUGGCGAAGCUUGUAGAGCGACUUUAAGAAAUUAUGAGACUUUAGCUUUGGCUCGGGAAGUCUGCGAGGGAAAAUGCGCUAUGGGUCGUCCUUGUCCGACCGGAUUAUGCAGGCAACCUUCCAAAAGAACAUUGCGAAGAAAAUCGUCUUCAAGCAGUACUGGAAGUCUAACUGGUGGAAGAACUCCACCUCAAACCCCGAGAAUGUUACCUUCGGCGCCACCAUCACCAGCUCUGCCCAGAUCAUGUAGUUCGGUUUCUGCCCUAAAAGCACGAAGUGGUUCACUUGGUUAUCAUGGAUCUGCUCCUCCAUCACGUGCCGUAUCAAGAGUUGAUCUCUCAGCAGCGGUGGCAUGCAGCAGCAGCAGUAUCAGUCUUUCUAAUAUGGGUCGAAGUGGGCCAGGAAGUUCCUGGAGGUUAACGGCAGGUUCCGCUCCAGUGACGCCAAGGACAACGCCGCCAGUUUCUCCCCAACACUGGCCAAGGCGUGUGCCAUCACGACAAACUCCUCAACUUCCAGUGCCACCCGAAUCUCCGUCACCGUUGACGUAGCAUUAUGAAUUCGUCAGUCCCUUUCGGAAUCUGACGAAAUGACUUUUUACCAUUCAAUUUUCACAAACGCCGUCGCCCCCCAUAAAAAGAGAAACAAGUUCAAAACGAAUAAUAUCUGACGAAAACGAACAGUUUUUACCUGAUUUUAUCAUCAGGACACGACACGAAUAUUCUAAUACGUAUAAGGUGAGGCAAAUUUACACACUUCGCUUUUUUGAGCCAUCAUAGUGAUUUUUAAGAAAGAGAAAUAAAGAAGGACAAAUUUAGUCCAUAAUUUGAAACUCCAUUUUCUUUGGCAUUAAGAGACCGAGGAUCUAGUCAAAUUUCUAUAGAACAUUUUUCAAAUGAAUAUGUUUGAAAUGAGAAAUGUUUUUUUUUGUAGGUACCAAUCGAUAGAUUUUUAAUAAAAUCCGACUCUUUUUUUAGAUAAUAUAUUUUGUAGAUCUGUUAUCGAGUUUAAUUCGUUAAAAAAAAGUGUUAACCGUUAUUUAGUGAGAGUAAGAAUUCUUAACUUAUCAAAAUAAAUUAUCUGAUAAAUUGAAAUUAGAAAAUACGAAUUUUUCUAAUUUAUUCAGUAUUUUUCUUUAAGAGUCAAUGAAAUUAAUUCUAAAACUAACGUUCGUGAUAAAAAUCGAGAAUAUCGACAAUCUUUAUUUUUCUCUUCGUUUAAAAAAAACUGCCGGUCUCCGAAUGAAAUGUUCGGUUUUUAUUGUAAACAAAAAUUGCAUAAAUGUCACGUCCAGGCAGUGUCCAUGCAAAAUCCAAAAAAAAAAAAUGUUAAUAAGGAUUUGCUAAAUGCCGAUUCGAUGUCUUUCAGAAGUUUGCUAAUUAAGAUCACGCUUGAGCUUAUUGGACAAUUUUAACAUCUUAUACAAAUAUAUAAAUAAAGUGUGGAAGGCUAUUUUAAUGAAAAACAAUUUUAAACGUUGAGGAUCGCUCAACUUUUUUUUUGCAAAAGAGUCCUGCAUUUGAUCGCGCAGCCGUCCAAAAAGAUUGUUGGCUUUCUUAAAAGUGAUGCAAGAGAUAAGAAGAAAAAUAAUAAUAAUAAAAAAUGCAUUAAAAAUAACAUAUGCAAUUGUUAUUUACAAACACAAGUGAAGUAAUGUUGUUGUGGGGUGUUUAGAAAAUUUUAUAAUUGUUGGCAAAAAAAAAAGUUAUAUGAACUUGUAAAUAUGCACAUAAAGUGUAUCUAAUAAUAAUCAUCAGCAUCAUAGGUGUAUCAUAAAAUUUAAA
Molecule: messenger RNA, 2842 nt
Organism: Leptopilina heterotoma
Lineage: Eukaryota; Metazoa; Arthropoda; Insecta; Hymenoptera; Figitidae
Product: dual specificity protein phosphatase 15-like
Exons: 9
Coding region: 572-1609 (345 amino acids)
Biological process (GO): protein dephosphorylation
Cellular component (GO): cytosol
Molecular function (GO): protein tyrosine/serine/threonine phosphatase activity
Source: RefSeq, a predicted model, not a curated record